Molecule: messenger RNA, 5664 nt
Organism: Podarcis lilfordi (Lilford's wall lizard)
Lineage: Eukaryota; Metazoa; Chordata; Lepidosauria; Squamata; Lacertidae
Source: the annotation of a GenBank genome assembly
CGCUCCCCGUAUAAAAAGCAGCUCCAGGCCGAGGCGCUCCCUGUUGCUUGUUGCCGGUGCUGAAGAGAGCCGAGGUCAGGCAGGUGGGCGCGCCGGAGGCAGAAGCGGCCAGCGAGUGGGGGGUCAGCCCGGAGUCAAGCCGUCGCCAUGCGUGAGAUCGUGCACAUCCAGGCCGGCCAGUGUGGCAACCAGAUAGGGGCGAAGGUAUAGUCUGGACCAGGGCAGGGGAAGAAAGGAAAGGGGGGCGUCUCUAUUGUUACACGCGCUGCAGGGAGUCGCCAAUUACAGGCGUUCCACGCGUCUCUAACUCGGGUGGGGUUCAAUGACCUCGGCCUCCUGCGCAUCGAAGGAGCCUAUUCAGCAACUCGGCAUUUUCUCUCUCUCUUUUUUAUGUCUUCGUCUCACAAUUUUGAGAGAUGUAUUCUUCACUACCACUAUCCCCGCUCGGGUCUGCUUCCUCGACGGCGCGUUCAUCCUCUGCUGCAGCCGGUUCCUUUGUUACACGCCCCUUGCGGAGGGGAGGGAGGAGAAUAGAAAAUGCUGGUCGCGUUGGAUAGCCCGUUCGUUGCCUUUGAUGUGUGAGCUGCUAGUAGGAACCGGCGCUCUAAUAAGGGGUCUAGAAAAAGGCGUUUCCUCAUCCCGCCUUGUAGGCAUUUCGUGCUUUGAGUCAGCGCUCAUGUCACCAAGUCACACACACACACACACACACACACACACACACACACACACACACACACACACAAAAUUCGAAAUCCGGGUGAUGGUGUUUUUUUUGUGUGUGGAUGGGACUGGAUCUGGUGCUUUAACAAUAAUUUUAUUUAUACCCUGCCCAUAUGGCUGGGCUUCACCAGCCGCUUGUUUUAUUUUUGACAAGUAAGGGUAGCUGGUAACUCAAUUCCCAGCCACACCCUCAAUGCUGGUACAGAGACAAUAUAGCCUUCAGUAAGUCGAGAGGGUCUAUAGCCAUCUCUAGGCUCACUGGUAUCCUCAUUCCUAAGACAGUAUUGGGCUAAAUUCUGCAGUAAAGGGGAUUUUAAGGUUCAAUGAAAGGUACGCCAUCUCCAUGUUGCUUCCCUUGUGUAGGUAGAUUGUCACAGGUGCUUUCUCUGAAUUCAGUUUGGGUAGAUCAUAUGAGCCUAUUAUUUUGAGCUUGACUUGUUUGGGGAUCUGGUUGCCCCCGCUGGGCUUUCUGCUUCCCUUUUGUGGAAGGGAACGAAGAAAUACUGAAUUUGCUUUGAAAAUAUUUAGAGUUGGCGCUACCACCUUGGCAGGCUAUGCAGUAAUAGUGUGGUCCAUGCAGCAUGUAUCUCGAAGCUCUCAAGUGAAUGGAAAGUGUUCUUUGAUCUUCUGCAACAUUGCAGGGCAUUUUUCUGUGAGCAUAAAGUACCCCCUCUCCCCCCACACCUUAGACCAUAAGUGCUUGCUCAGAAAACAUUGUCACAGAUCUGGGGACACAUGCCCACUGGUCCUUUCAUAAGGGAGUUUCCCUAGCAGCUUCUAAGCUUACCUUAUCAAGGAUAUGAAGCAAAGAGUGGCUUUCUGCUGACAUUUUGGUUAUGAUCAUGGGCAGAGAGGCUGGUGCUGGUUUGGUUUUGUGUUUGAGAGAACAGCACCAGGAGACAAUAGCCUUUCUAGCGCCGCUAAGGUGGGGCGCAAGUGGGUGUGUACAUGGGCUUGGUGGCACCUUUUCCUCCCCACUCCUGCACACAACGAAAGAUCAUCAUUCAAUGUUUAAAUACGGUUAAAAUUGAACAAAACCAAGAACAUUCAAGACAGAGGCUUGAAUUACAAAAGAUAGGGCAGAGAAAAUACCAAUAAACAUAAGGAGUGUUUUUUGUUUUUUUUAAGGAAAGCAGUACUGAAGAAUUUUCUGCAGCCAUCCUUUUCUCACUGCCCACCAUGCAACGUAUUUCAGAAUUAUAAACGGAGAUUUUAAAGAGCUGUCAAUGGCAUCCUGGUGCAUUGUGGCUUCCUUUCUGGGUUGCGUGUGGAGUAUUGCAGCGGUGCUGUUUCUUUGUGCUUCAAGCCGCUGUCAAGGCAGCCACCUGGGCUGCCAGAGCUCUUAAGGGUUUGCCUUGAUCUGCCUCAUUUCCCACAGCAGAAGCUCUUUUCAGCUGGGAAUCUGGCAGCCCUGACAACGGGAUUUUGGCAAGGCGUGCCAGCAAGCAGCAUGUGGUUUUUUGGGGGGGAGGGGGAGUCAGCCUUCUAGGCAUUUCAAAGGCAGUUGCUAAUAGCUCUCCAAAAUUCCCAUUCCAGUUCUGGGAAGUCAUCAGCGAUGAGCAUGGAAUUGACCCCACCGGCAGCUACCACGGAGACAGUGACCUACAGCUAGAGAGGAUCAACGUCUACUACAAUGAAGCGACUGGUAACCUUGGGGAGGGAGCGGGGGUGUGUGUGUGUGUGAGAGAGAGAGAGAGAGAGAGAGGGAGGCCGGGGAGGAAAGCUGCUGAUAGAUUCUUCAAAAAAUGUCACGGGCACUGGGAGAGCAGCGUGACAAAACCCUGGCAAGCCGGGGCCUUUAAGCAGCUAUUGAAAUCCUUGGCAACGCUUUAAUGCCUACUUAAAAUUCAAGCCUGGUUUCAUUAGGCUGUUCCCUUUAAAUCUGCGCCUCCCCCACUCCUUUUAUCUGUUUAGAGAGUUGCUGUGUCUCUCCGGUGAAUAGUAAUGAGGUUGCCAAGAGCAUAGGAGCUGCCUUGUGUUGGGUUUUGUGUGGCUUCUCCUCCCCUCCCCAGCCCAUGAAAUCUGCUGACAGCAGGUCUGUAACGCUGAGUGUCUUUUGUCGUUCCCUCCCCCCCCCCCGCCGCCACUGCAGGUAACAAGUACGUGCCCCGUGCCAUCCUUGUGGACUUGGAGCCUGGCACAAUGGACUCAGUCAGGUCUGGACCUUUUGGGCAGAUCUUUAGACCUGACAACUUUGUCUUUGGUAAGUGUUUCAUCAUGGCUGUUCUAAAACGGGUGGCCCAAGCGAAAAUGAACUCGGAAGCUCAGGUCCUCUCUGCCUAGAUCAAGGGUUUGCUGGCUAGAAAUCUACCGAUCUGUUCCAGUUCACCUUCAGUACCUCCUCUUCUCCUCCACUAAGCAAAGCAUAAGUGCUACAAUCAGCUUGGCUUGAAGCCAGUUGGCAUUCACUGCCAUCAUCAUGUGCGGUCCUCUUUAAAGUUGUCAGGCAUCAAUCUCUGCGUAGGGUUCUGCUAUUAUGAGCUUUCACAAUAGGAGUAGGAUGGGGAAGUAUACAUUUCCUGUUUCCCAUGUGAUGAAGAACCCUUUUCUGUAUUGGCAGAAAAAUGGGUCAAGGGAUCAUUCCUGCAUCUCUCCCACAGUGAAAUGGAUGAGAUAUUCUGCGAUUUGAGGCAUAUUGCCACAAGAGAAAGGGCGGCCUUCUCUCCCUUAACCAGAACACACCGUGGAUAGCUCAGUCGAUAGAGCAUGAGACGCUUAGUCGCAGGGUUGUGAGUUCGAGAUUCCUGCAUUGCAGGGAGUUGGACUAGAUGACCCUUGGUGUCCCUUCCAACUCGACAGUUCUAUGAUUCUAUGUGUCAGGGGCUGGCCAGUGUCGGAUGCCAGAGACUGGUCUGACUUGGACAAGGAAGGCAGACAGUCACAGACAGAGCAGCCUUUAACAGAGGAAGGGGGUAAUUGCCCCCUUCCUUCAGUGUUCUCAGUAACAGAGAGAAUAGUAGAUUAAGAAACCUCACAGUCGGAGGAGGAGGAGAUAGACAGCCCUGAUAAAGUUGCUAGGCAACCAGGAGGGAGAGAGAGUUUGGAAGGCUCUUACUUUGAGAGCGGCGGGGAUGUUCCUCCCUCCCCUCAGACUAGGAGGCAGGAAAGGGUUAAGGAACAACGAAAGCACAGGGGCAAAAGGACAGGGAAUCAGCACCCUUCGUGCUGCAAAAGGGGAGGAGAUUCAGAGUGAACAACUGAUACCUAGAGAAAAGUUGGCUCAGUGCUGCUCUCUUUGUGUUAUUGUAAAUAGACUAUAAACCUGUCAGAGGCACAUUAAUUCUUAUUGGAAACUCCUGUCCAUAUCUGCAGACCUGACACUAUGCGAGAUUGACCAUGGAUCCCUGUUGCAUGCAAAUUUCUUGGCCAUGAGGUUUAGCGUUUGCAUGCAAAUAAAUAUUUGGAGAAGAUAUAUGAGGGAAAUACCAAUGUUCUAGCUCUUGAUGGAUACACUAUGCUUAUCCAAGAACUCAACAGAACCAUUUCUAAGGGCUGUUACAGACUGUGCCCCCCCAAAAAAGGUCAUAACCAAAAUCUUAAAGGAAAUGUACAUUUUGGCUCAAGCUGGUUUGCUUUAGCAGUUCCACCCUUUACGCAUUGAAAGUGUUGGCAGCUGUAGCUUCUGCCUGUUCAUCACCUCUCCACUUCCUCCUCUAGGCCAGAGUGGUGCUGGGAACAACUGGGCCAAGGGCCACUACACGGAGGGAGCUGAGCUGGUGGACUCUGUGCUGGAUGUGGUGAGGAAGGAGUCUGAGAGUUGUGACUGCUUGCAGGGCUUUCAGCUGACCCAUUCCCUGGGUGGUGGCACAGGCUCCGGGAUGGGGACGCUCCUCAUCAGCAAGAUCCGGGAGGAGUAUCCCGACCGGAUCAUGAACACGUUCAGUGUGAUGCCGUCCCCUAAGGUGUCAGACACGGUGGUGGAGCCCUACAAUGCCACGCUGUCCGUUCACCAGCUGGUGGAGAACACGGAUGAAACCUACUGUAUUGACAAUGAGGCCUUGUACGAUAUCUGCUUCCGCACACUCAAACUCACGACUCCGACGUACGGGGACCUCAAUCACUUAGUGUCGGCCACCAUGAGCGGCGUCACCACCUGCCUGCGGUUCCCUGGCCAACUGAAUGCCGACCUCCGCAAGCUGGCGGUCAACAUGGUGCCCUUCCCUCGCCUGCACUUCUUCAUGCCCGGUUUUGCUCCCCUCACGAGCCGCGGAAGCCAGCAGUACCGGGCCCUGACAGUGCCAGAGCUGACCCAGCAAAUGUUCGAUUCCAAGAACAUGAUGGCGGCCUGUGACCCACGCCACGGGCGCUACCUGACGGUGGCGGCCAUUUUCCGGGGCAGAAUGUCCAUGAAGGAAGUGGACGAGCAGAUGCUGAACGUCCAGAACAAGAACAGCAGCUACUUUGUCGAGUGGAUCCCCAACAACGUGAAGACGGCCGUGUGCGACAUCCCUCCGCGAGGCCUCAAGAUGUCCGCCACCUUCAUUGGCAACAGCACGGCCAUCCAGGAGCUGUUCAAGAGGAUCUCUGAGCAGUUCACGGCCAUGUUCCGCCGAAAGGCCUUCCUGCACUGGUACACCGGAGAGGGCAUGGAUGAGAUGGAGUUCACGGAGGCCGAGAGCAACAUGAACGACCUGGUCUCCGAAUACCAGCAAUAUCAAGACGCCACAGCGGACGAGCAAGGAGAGUUUGAAGAGGAAGGCGAGGAGGACGAGGCUUAGGAUGGCGGUGGUUUAGUGCAGUGGGGCAAGUUUAGUGCAAUGGGGCCAGUGUUUUGGGGCACAGUCUGUUCAGCUCUGCUGAUGCAUGCUUUUUCAGUUCAACUUGGUGCUUUCUCUGCUGGCUUUGUCAGCAGAUUUACUCGUUGUGUAACAGUAGUUGCAAAAGAGUUAUGAAAAAGUCUUCUGUCUAAAUGUCUGAUACAAACAUAAAAGGCAUUUGUGUUUC